UAAAUGCUUGGAUUGGGCAACUCAUACUUUGCACUUUGCAAAUAUGUAUAUGUGUAAAGGUCAUAACUCACUUGUUGUUCUCUUAAGAUAAUUGCGCAACCAUGUUCAUGGACUUGUAGUUUUGCUCCUAUGACAACCAAGUCACAAAAAACUUGGAUUAAAGUACAUUUAAAAAUACAAAACCGUUAUUUUUAAAUAAUGUAGAAAUAUUCCAUAAUAUUACUGUUUACUGUGAUUUUGAUCAAAAUAAAUGAAGCUUUGGUGAGGUUAACAGACUUCUUUCAAGAAUAUUAAAAAAAUCUUACCAACUCUAAACUUUUGCACAUUAGUUUAAGUCCGUAUGUAAAUAAUUUGAGCUUUAACUGUAAUGUUUUGGACCUUAAGUUAGCUCUUACAAUGAACUUUUUACAUGCUUAACAUCUUACAUGCUAUACAUUUUAUUUUCACAAAUAGAAAUAUUAAUAUGAUAUGAAUUAUUAAUAUGAUCUUGUAAAAUUACAGGAAAUGUUUGUCUCCUCGGAUCAGCUCUAUUUAUUGGCAGUAGGGUUGUUUUGGGGGCUUCUAUAGCACACUGAACAGCUUUCUUUUUUCCUUACAUGUUCUUAGCUUAAAUUCUGUAUCCGUUGACCAGAACACAGUCCACUUAUCGAAAAACUUUUUUGUUGUUGUAGUUGGAACUUGGCUUAAAUGUCAGGUCAUACCGAUCUUUUUAAGAAUUUUUUUUUUUUUAUAAUAGAGCGCCAAUAGUCGUGACUUUCCAGCACUGUCAACACUCGCGUCUACUCGGCCGACGCUGGUCUUUUAGUUGUUUCGGACUUUCGGUAACGCACCUAAAAACAAGGGGUGAUAGGGCGUUCUCUUCUCUUCAGUUGCCCCAAAGUUAUGGAAUUCUCUGCCUUCCGAAAUGAGAAAUGCACCAUCCUUGAAAAUGUUUGAAUCUUUACUUAAAACGUAUUAUUUUAAGGAAGCAUUUGGGUGAAAUAUGAUUUUUAUGGUUGCUUAUGUGAUGUAGGCUAUUGUAUGGUUUUUUUAUGCCUUGGAUACUAUUUAAAUUGUUUUUAGGUUUGUAAAAUUGUUUGUAAUACUCUCUGUAUUGUGUUUAUCAUGCUAAUUUUAUCUAUCUUAAUUUUGCUUAUGCGAGCGCUCUGAAAUUUUACUUUUAAAAGCGCUACAAGCGUUAUUAUUAAUAUUACUCUGCGCGCAGCUGUGACGUCAGAGCGUUAUUGCGCGCGCUGUCUCCGAGUCCGCGAGGUUUCGCGCGUUCACACGUCUCACAUUUUCGCAACUUCAGCAAAAAUGAAUAACUUCGAGAGAAUAUUAGCGGAAGGAUCACUCUAUGAUCCGAGUGUGCGCGAUCAAAGUGACCUCCAGUGUAUUCAGAAAGCGUGGACCGAAGUCGCUGCUGGCGCGGGAAAAGACGAAGCAGAAUGCCGUAAAGUGUGGAAGAGUUUAAGAGACAAGUUUGUGAGGAUCAAGAAGAGGGUCCACGCAAGACGCAGUGAUCCAAGUCCUUACACGAUCAUAACAGAGCUGGGAUGGUUAACUCAAUUUGUUAAACAUCGGGGAACAGCCCCAAAUGUGAAGGAUUUCCGUAAAGUAUUCUCCGUUGAGGAACUAGUGAAGACAAACAGUUUCCCAAUCUCUCUGGCUUCAGGGACAUCGGAGACUGUGACUUCCGGCAGCCCUUUACCUCUGUCCCUCAGGCCAUCAUCGCCUCUUCCACUCGCCCCAUCUACUCCUCUUCGACCCUGUCCGUCACCCAAACGCAGCCCCUCGCCUUGUUCAAUUUCAGUUUUCCCUGCCCCAAGCAUCUCCCCCUGUUCCGAUGCCUCGCCAUCUUCCACUGACAUAGUACCUCAGAGAAAGUCUGCCACUGAAUAUGCCUCGCUGAGGAGACUGGAGCAGCUGGACUGGGAGAAGGAGAGGGCCAUGCAGCAGGACAGUGAGGAUCUCAGAUUCGCUGCUGUCAUUGCAGACAUGUUGGCAAAAAUCAAUCCUCAGCUGAAGUCUGAGGUUAAGUUCAAGAUCUAUCAAAUACUGUAUGAGGCUGGGCAAAAAAAACACACGUAACAGAUCAUUUUUUUACUGAGACUAACAUUGACAAUUGUUUAUAGGA
Molecule: messenger RNA, 2116 nt
Organism: Carassius auratus (goldfish)
Lineage: Eukaryota; Metazoa; Chordata; Actinopteri; Cypriniformes; Cyprinidae
Exons: 2
Coding region: 1297-2070 (257 amino acids)
Biological process (GO): regulation of transcription by RNA polymerase II
Cellular component (GO): nucleus; transcription regulator complex
Source: RefSeq, a predicted model, not a curated record